Morchella importuna is the source of this 219-nucleotide messenger RNA. RefSeq lists its product as uncharacterized. The record is from RefSeq and is a predicted model, not a curated record. The transcript has 2 exons. Gene Ontology annotation, cellular component: RNA polymerase II, core complex; RNA polymerase III complex; RNA polymerase I complex. The coding region runs from base 1 to 219 and encodes 72 amino acids. Gene Ontology annotation, molecular function: DNA-directed RNA polymerase activity; zinc ion binding; DNA binding. Lineage: Eukaryota; Fungi; Ascomycota; Pezizomycetes; Pezizales; Morchellaceae. Gene Ontology annotation, biological process: DNA-templated transcription.
AUGUCUGAUCAGCGUGAAUCCUACCAACCUCCUGCCGGUGGCGCUGGGCGUUCUUACGCUGGUGCUUCAGCUGCUUCAGGGACUAUGCAUUACCUCUGCGCUGAGUGUGGAGUGAAGGUUGCAAUCAACAAGGGCGAGCCUAUUCGAUGCAAAGAGUGCGGCCAUCGCAUUCUUUACAAGCAAAGGACCAAACGUAUGGUUCAAUUCGAGGCGCGAUAG